Charadrius vociferus (killdeer) is the source of this 1502-nucleotide messenger RNA. RefSeq names its product receptor accessory protein 1 (gene REEP1). The transcript has 6 exons. Bases 76 to 558 code for a protein of 160 amino acids. The record is from RefSeq and is a predicted model, not a curated record. NCBI's taxonomy places the organism in Eukaryota, Metazoa, Chordata, Aves, Charadriiformes, Charadriidae. Gene Ontology annotation, cellular component: endoplasmic reticulum membrane; endoplasmic reticulum tubular network; cytoplasmic microtubule. Gene Ontology annotation, biological process: endoplasmic reticulum tubular network organization. Gene Ontology annotation, molecular function: microtubule binding.
UUUGGCACUCUUUACCCCGCAUAUUAUUCUUACAAAGCCGUGAAAUCAAAGGACAUCAAAGAAUAUGUCAAAUGGAUGAUGUACUGGAUCAUAUUCGCGCUCUUCACGACAGCAGAGACAUUCACGGAUAUCUUUCUUUGCUGGUUUCCAUUCUACUAUGAACUCAAAAUAGCUUUUGUAGCUUGGCUGCUGUCUCCAUACACAAAAGGCUCCAGCCUCCUGUACAGGAAAUUUGUGCAUCCAACGCUGUCUUCAAAAGAAAAGGAGAUCGAUGACUGCCUUGUCCAGGCAAAAGACCGGAGCUACGAUGCCCUUGUGCACUUCGGGAAGCGGGGGCUGAACGUCGCAGCCACGGCAGCCGUCAUGGCCGCUUCAAAGGGACAGGGGGCCCUGUCUGAGAGACUAAGGAGCUUUAGCAUGCAGGAUCUCUCGACGAUUCGUGGAGACAGCAGCAGCACUGUUCCUCCUUCGGUCACUGUACGAACAAGUAGCAAACAGAGCCAGCCAAAAACAUCCAGAAGUGCAUCAGAAGGCACUGGCAGCUCAGGCACCGCCUAGGACCCUUAGACCUCGCUUCAGGAAGAAAAGUACCUCGUCCUCUGCCACUGAAACAAUGUGAGUGCAAUGAGCCAAUAGCACCAAGAUCCACAGAAUGUCUCUCUUCUGCCUUAAAGAGCUACUCGUUAAUAAUGUAGGAAACAGCAGCGGGAUGGAUGUGCUUUGAUGUACAGCACUGUAGACAUGGCCUUUCUCUCUCCUCUCUCUGUAUCCUUCUGUUACACGCUUCUCGCGUUUGUCCGUGACGUGGGUAGGACAGUCUGGCGGACACCUGCAGGUUAAGAGUCCUUGUUUCGUUUGCAGAGUGUACCCCCACUCUCGCUAAUCCUGUAAGGUUGUACAUUUACAAUUCUCAUUUGUGUCCGCAUAGCUCUAGCUCUGUGAAUGCACAACGGAAACAAAAAUAAUCAGUUACUCAUGAUGAUACAUUGACAGUGUAUUUAUUUAUGGCUUUAUCAUUAAUGAAGUGGAUGUGCAGAAGCCAUGGAUUCCUCUUUCCUUCCUUCCUCCUCAAGACUGUGAAUGAUGUAACUAAUGUCAAAGUACUUUGACUGUACAAAAUGUCCAAGAUUCAUUAGCGAAAGCUGAGCUGCAACUCUCUUUCUCUUUCUGCGAGUAAAUCACGUGUAUUCUGAGAAAAUCAUUGUGCUAAAACCAUAGAGACAGAACCACUUACAGAAGAUGAGGAAGAGACAUGCAAGAGAAAAUAAAUGGUUUCAACGAUGUAAUGAAGGGGGAGUCUUAAUUUUGAUCAGCCUGAGCCAGGAGAGUAUUGUGUGGAAAAUGAUGGCGGCUAGAAGAACUAGAUUGUAUCGCUUGUGGCAAAUGUUCUACUGCCAGUUUUAAAAUGUGAGCAAGCCAGGCUUGCACUAGGUGCAGCAAGAGAAGUCAGAAUCGCUUUAGUGACACACUUCCCGGGGGAAACGCAGCUUUCUCCCCUGCCU